GAAAUCAAAUGAGUGGAAUUAUGAGAUAAUAGGGGAAAGCAUAAUGAACAAUUGGGCUGUGGAUUUGCUAAAUAGAAAAUACAGUUGUAGGAGAUGGGAUCUAACAGGAAUUCCUUGCAAACAUGCCAUUGCUGCAAUUUGGGCUAAACAUGAUGACAUUAACUCAUACGUGGAUGAUUGUUAUAAGGUAAAAACUUAUAGGAAAAUCUAUGCAUUUUCUAUUCUACCUAUGAACGGUCAAGAGAUGUGGCCUAAGUUGAGAAACAUACCUCCUUUGCCUCCAUGGUUGGUAAGACAAAGUACCAAAGGAAAAAAACAAAAGCAGCGGAGAAAAGAACCAGAUGAAAUGGGAGCAAGUAGACAAAAAAUGAGAAGGAAGCAAAAUAAAUUGGACUGUAGCUUAUGCCACAAACCAGGCCAUAAUAUAAGAACCUACAGUUUAAAUCGUGUGUAUCCAGAUUCUCAUGAUGAUGAGACAACACAACAAGGAUCGUCAUUUCCUACUGUACCUUUUGCUCCUACAAAGCUUACAGUGAGAAGAGGACCUGCUUGCCAAGAACAUAUGAAAGCAGCUCAAGAAAGUGGAGUGUCUGACGACUCAUUUUUUAGUAUGUAAAUUGUUGCUGUAAAAUAUUGUGUUUUGCUGCUGUUGAAGGAAAAUUUUUGCUGCUAUAGAAGGAUAAGUUUUGCUACUCUAAAAGGA
Molecule: messenger RNA, 703 nt
Organism: Lycium ferocissimum
Lineage: Eukaryota; Viridiplantae; Streptophyta; Magnoliopsida; Solanales; Solanaceae
Exons: 2
Coding region: 44-616 (190 amino acids)
Molecular function (GO): zinc ion binding
Source: RefSeq, a predicted model, not a curated record